AUGGUGGUGCCCGCCUCGACGCCUUCAGCGCCGCCACCGGGCGACGCCGCGCCUCCCGGCUCCGAGACCUUGCACGUGGGCGGCUGGAAGGUCGUCGUCGCCGACGGGCACGCGGUGCUGCCCGAAGGCAUGACGCACCUGCCGGACGAUGCGUUCCGCGGCCGCACCUCUCUCGUCUCGGUCGCCUGCCCGAGCAGCCUCGUCUCCAUCGGCUGGCGCGCCUUCUGCGGCUGCUCCGCCCUCGCCCGCGUCACCCUUCCCGCCGGCCUCACCUCCAUCGGCAGCUGCACCUUCCGCAACUGCUCCUCCCUUGCCUCCGUCACCCUCCCCGCCGGCCUCACCUCCAUCGGCACCAACGCCUUCCGCGGCUGUUCCUCGCUCGUCUCCAUCGACCUCCCCGCCUGCCUCACCUCCAUCGGCCACAACGCCUUCGACGGCUGCUCCGCCCUUGCCCGCGUCACCCUCCCCGCCGGCCUCACCUCCAUCGGCUGGCGCGCCUUCUGGGGCUGCUCCUCCCUCGCCUCCGUCACGCUGCCG
Molecule: messenger RNA, 537 nt
Organism: Emiliania huxleyi CCMP1516
Lineage: Eukaryota; Haptophyta; Isochrysidales; Noelaerhabdaceae
Exons: 1
Source: RefSeq, a predicted model, not a curated record